AUGCAUGACCCUACUUUUAUUUCUUUAUCACAUCCUUCAAUUGAUUAUGUUCCUAUUUAUUAUGAAAUAUUACAUUCUCUUGAUACUCAUUCUUCUUUUAAUCCUUCUUUAAAUUAUCAUCGUGUUUUAGAAUUCUUAUUAAUCUUUUUAGUAAAUCUUAAUGACUCUAUUAUUCCUUCUUCUUUAUAUGAACAUGUUAUUUUAUCCGCUGAUAAACCUGAUGUUGAAAUAGAUAAAUUCUUUAUUAGAAAUAAUGCUUCUAUUCCAAAUUCUCAUUAUAACCUUUUUAUUUAUUUACUAUCUUUUAUUAAAGAAAUUCUUCGUCAAAAUUCUUCUCUUCAUCCAGAAGAUCUUAUCAAAUACUUUUCUUCUUCUUUUGUUCGUCCUAAAGAUGGUUUUCGUCGUCAAUGUGAUUCUAAAACUAUUGAACAAUUUCUCUUAAAAUUUAUUAAAAAAUGA
Messenger RNA from Entamoeba histolytica HM-1:IMSS, 459 nucleotides. RefSeq lists its product as uncharacterized. Bases 1 to 459 code for a protein of 152 amino acids. Gene Ontology annotation, biological process: signal transduction. The record is from RefSeq and is a predicted model, not a curated record. The transcript has a single exon. Lineage: Eukaryota; Evosea; Mastigamoebida; Endamoebidae.